CUUAUAUCUUUCAUAAAAAUAGUGAUAGAACUUAACUUUUCUAGCUUUGUCUAGCGACGUGUCACGCUCGCAGUUACCCUAAGCUUUGAAUGUAACAAAUACUUUUAUUUCUCCAAAUUUUCAAAAAUGGUAUUUAAAACUCCAAUUCGGGCAAAAAUUGUGUCAAAAGUGUAAAAGAUAUAGGGCAGGUUUUUUCUAUGGCUUUUAAUAAGAUGUCUUGUAAAUUUACUAUCAAUUUCCUCAAAAACCUCAUUGUAAGAAUUUUGGAAAUCAGAAUUUGCGUGGCUUCUAGUUCCUAAAUGUUAUAUACUUAAUAUCGAAGAUAUUUUGUAAAAAUUCACUUUUUUCAUUCACAUAUGUGAGAAUCAUGACUACUGCCGGGAUACUUAACCCAAACGUAUCGUAUUUGCAUCUUGUGGUCGCACACCUACAUACGAAAAACAUAUAUGUACAUAUAUGUAUAUAGAAUACAGAGUGAAAAGUGAAUUCUGAAAAAGCCUAACCACCAUAACAUUCAGACUUGAGAAUCCUUUGCGGUUAAAAUACAGAUGUUUUUCUCUUGACGGUGCCAUUAUGUUUACGUGAGUUCCAUCAACUGCCAUUGCCACACCAGGAAUUUUUGAUUUUCCAAAAAAAUAUAUUUUUGUUUCUAAUUCCUCGCUGGCGGUCAUGUCAAUGGAAAUUCAUCUUGAACAUAGCCUGUACUCAAGAAUGUUGAGUACUUCAUCUAAUACAACACAAAAUGUAGAUAUUUAUAUUGAAGUCCUUUCCAGCCUGUGGCUAAGAAACGUAGACAUGCAGCAAAUUUUAUUUUUGGAGAAAGAGAACCUUGUCUUUUGUCAUAUCCAAAUAUAUUUUCGCAUUCCCCCAAAACGUAUAUAAAUUCCGUUGUUGAUCCGAAAAUUUUUGACGAAACUGCGUAUUUACAUGCAUAUGUAAAUAAAAUGUUUGUUUUUUUUAGCUUAAAUAGUUCAACUCACUUAUAGUCAUCCAUUUCCAAAACGUUUUUCGAAAUAUUCCCAAGGGGCCCUAUUCUGUAUCUAGAUUCCAAAAUGAAUUUUCUCGAAUUCGAAUUUUUUGUAUUCGGCUACACUAUUUUCGCAUUUUUGAAUCCUUCUUUCGAAAAGUGAAUCCGAAUUAAGAAAAUUUGCAACCAUGUAAUUUGAAUUUAAUUGUCAAAUGUAUUCGAGUUUCGCAUAAAAUAUUCGUUAGCUUAUGAGUUGUAGAAUAAAGACGUUUUGAAAAAUGUAAGUAUUUUAAUAAGUUUUAUUACAUAUAGAUAAGUUUAAAAAAAAUGUUAUUUUUAAUAGGGACUCGGUUAGCAAAAGUCAGCACACUAAACAAAGCCAAUUUGAAAUUAUGGUGGAGUUUAUGGAAUCACAUCCAAACUUGGCCAAAGGCUACGUGAAAUGUACCGACGCUAAACAAACAAGUAAACAUUUGUGGGAGCGGUUGAGUGAGAAUUUAAAUGGAGAUAGACCACCCAUACGGGACAUGCUUUCGUGGAAAAGGUUUGGGCGGAUUACAAAACCCACAUUAAGGCUAAAGCUCGCAAAAAUAAGUUGCAUAUGUAUGUCGGGGACAGGUGGUGGGCCUGCAAAAGUUCAUUCCUUCAAUUCAGUUGAAUUAAGAGCAUUUGACUUACUGCAGAUAAAUCAAGCGGUAGAUGGGAUAGGAGACGCUCAAAAGUUCGGUGCGGGAACAAGUGAAGUCACACAAAGCUACCAAUGUGAAAUCACGGAUCAAAGCACUCAGAACGACAUAAGUGAUUUGCAAAAUUUGGAAGAACUGCCACCUUUAACACCACCUACUCGCCCCCAAACGUCACCCAAAUGUAGCACUGUGCGGUCACGUACAGGAAGUAAAAACAAUCUCUUGAAAAUGCAAGUAGACGGUCAAAUAAAGUUUCACAAGGAUUGUACUAAGAUUUUAAAAGACGUGAUUUACAAUUUAAAAUCCUUAGUUAAAUCUAAUAAGAAACUUGUUGAACAAAAUGAAGAAAGAAUAGAACUAGAAAGACAAAAACUAAAGUUUGCAAAGUUAAAGCAUGAGUACAAAAUUAAAAGCGACAGGGAGAGGAACAAUAUAAGAAUUGCAAAACUUAAAAUCAAGGAACAAAUGUUAAAUGUAAAUACCCGUUAAUUUUACUUAUUGAAAUGUAUGAAUAAUUGAAAGAAAUGAA
Molecule: messenger RNA, 2182 nt
Organism: Bactrocera neohumeralis
Lineage: Eukaryota; Metazoa; Arthropoda; Insecta; Diptera; Tephritidae
Exons: 2
Coding region: 1360-2142 (260 amino acids)
Source: RefSeq, a predicted model, not a curated record